This is a messenger RNA of Nilaparvata lugens (brown planthopper), 2154 nucleotides long. RefSeq names its product esterase FE4. The record is from RefSeq and is a predicted model, not a curated record. The coding region runs from base 297 to 2045 and encodes 582 amino acids. NCBI's taxonomy places the organism in Eukaryota, Metazoa, Arthropoda, Insecta, Hemiptera, Delphacidae. The transcript has 13 exons.
CUUUACCUUGAGUUUGACGUUUAGCGUGAUGUCCUAAAGGUAAAGACCUAAACUUACUGUCUGUGUCCUAAAUCCUUUUGGAGAUGAUAGAAAGUUAAUAAUUUAGAUUGUCUAUUAUUUCCUACAAGUUAUAAUUUAUCGGGAAUCAGUUUAGUUUUGGUCACAACUUUAUAUUCGAGGUGUUUACAAGUUCAAAACUAGGUUGCAGCGUAGAACAGUUUAUCGUUUCAUUAUGAGAUAAUACUCCUGCGUUGGAAAAUUCAACGAGAAUCGAUGACAUCACAAGUCUUUUUGACAUGCUGCUUUCAUGUGUUCUGAAACACGUCGUAUCGCUGCAAAAUUGUAGAGUGGUGUAUAAAACCUUAUCAGUGAGGAGCACAGGGAAUUGUUCUGGUGCACUUAAUAUCUCAAAUAUGCAAUCGACAAGUGAAAUAAAGCUAUCGAUUGGCAGCUUAGUUGGGUGUAAAAAGGUGUCGGUGUACGAUAAGAGAGAAUAUUUCUCCUUCCAAGGAAUACCAUUCGCUGAGCCUCCAGUGGGGAAUCUCCGAUUCAAGGAUCCAGUGCCAGUAAAACCAUGGCAAGGCGUGAAGCAGUGCACGAAGGCAGGAAAUCCAUGCAUACAGAUUCACGAAUUCAGCAAUCAGCUGAUUGGCAGUGAAGACUGUUUGUUCCUGAAUGUCUACACACCAAAGAUUUUUGGCCCAAAUGAGUUGAAACCGGUUUUGGUGUGGAUUCAUGGAGGUGGCUUCACAUUUGGAAGUGGCGACGAUGAACUUUAUGCGCCUGACUUUUUCGUUCAGAAAGAUGUCGUUCUGGUGUCCAUCAACUACCGAGUUGGAGUUUUUGGAUUUCUUUCACUGGGCAAUAGUGACGUGCCAGGAAAUGCAGGAUUGAAGGACCAAGUUUUGGCUUUGAAAUGGGUUCAGGAGAACAUUGGUCAUUUUGGCGGAGAUGCUAACAAUGUCACUAUUUUCGGAGAAAGUGCUGGCGCGGCUUCCUGCCAAUUUCUUUCCAUUUCACCCAUGGCCAAAGGACUCUUCCAUAAAGUUAUUUUGCAAAGUGGGAGUGCACUGAACCCUUGGGCAUACGUUGAGCACACGGUACCCAGAGCCUAUCUACUAGGCGAAGCUCUGGGAAAGAAAACUACCGACCCUGAAGAAUUGAUUUCAUUUCUCAGAGAACAGACCAAGGAAAACCUUAUUGCUUUCCAAAACAAGGUUUUAUCCCGAGAGGAACGCAGAAAACUGAUCUUUCCUUUUGUACCAUGCAGAGAAGUCGCAGGAACAGGAUCGAAUCUGCUGACAGAGUCGCCUGACACACUGCUCAAGAGUGGACAAUUCGCGCAAGUGCCUUACAUCGUUGGGAUGACCAACAAGGAAGGCAUCAUCUCUCUCAAAGAAGAUCAAGGAAUACUAUCUAAAAUGGACAAAAUCAAUGGAGAAGCAAUUAGAUUUGUACCUUAUGACUUGUGUGUGAGUGAUAAUGUCACUCAGAAUAUAUUUUCAGAGGUGAAGAAAUAUUACUUUGGAAAUUGUCCAGUUUCAGUAGAAACCUUGAACCAGUACGUUGAUAUAUGCUCUGAUUUGGAGUUCACCAUUGGAGUAAAUAACACAUUGAAAUAUUUCUCAAGAAAAGGACUGAAAGAUGUUUAUGUCUACCAGUUUUCAUUUGAAGGUGAACUGGGUUUCUUCAAACGGUUCAUCAAAGCGUCUGUACCUGAGGUUCCUCCUGGUGUGAGCCAUGCAGAUGAUCUUGGCUACUUAUUUCAAAAUAACUUCGUCAAUGGAAGAGAAUUUCCACUUGCGCCAAACUGCCCAGAAAGAAAAAUCGUUGAUACAUUCAUCACUCUAUGGACAAAUUUCGCUGCAAAUGGCAAUCCAAACGGAAGUGGUAUUCCAGUGGAUUGGAAGCCAAAUGACCCAGACGAAUUCAAAUACCUGGAUAUUGGCAAUGAGCUAGCGAUGGUGAAUUCAAAACUUAUGAAGGAAAGAGACGACUUCUGGGAGAAAAUCUAUUCAACAUACUCACCUGCUCCGAAAUUGUGAUACCAAUUAUUGCAUUUGAUUGUUGAAUUUUUAUAGAUUUAUGUAUUAGUUUCGAUUUUUGGACUGGGCUGGGAGAAAUUUAUUUAGAAUAAAAUCUAUUUACCGUUCA